Toxotes jaculatrix (banded archerfish) is the source of this 2494-nucleotide messenger RNA. It is a transcript of the gene gda, whose product is annotated as guanine deaminase. The transcript has 14 exons. Gene Ontology annotation, cellular component: cytosol. The record is from RefSeq and is a predicted model, not a curated record. Gene Ontology annotation, molecular function: guanine deaminase activity; zinc ion binding. Lineage: Eukaryota; Metazoa; Chordata; Actinopteri; Toxotidae. Gene Ontology annotation, biological process: guanine catabolic process. The coding region runs from base 45 to 1406 and encodes 453 amino acids.
CUGCAGGUAUCUCACUGCUCGACUCGGACUGAUCUGCCGACGGGAUGGCAAACUCUGACGGGCCCACCACCGCGAUUUCGCACGUCUACAGGGGAACAUUUAUCCACUCGACCCAGCAAACGGCGGUGCAGAUCCUGGAAGAUGCGCUCCUGGGAGUGGAUGCGGACGGAAAGAUUGCUUUCAUUGGAAAAGGCGAGGAGCUAGAAAAACUGUGUCAGACAUUUGGAUUCAGUCCAUCUGAAGUCACUCAACUAACACAACAUGAGUUCUUCAUGCCAGGAAUGGUGGACACCCACAUUCACGCAUCCCAGUACAGCUACGCUGGCACGGCCCUGGACAUGCCCUUACUGCAGUGGCUCAAUACUUACACCUUUCCUGUAGAGUCUCGCUUCAAAGAUUUGGAGUUUGCCAAGAGGGUUUACACUCAAGUAGUGAAAAGGACCCUGAGAAACGGAACAACCACUGCAUGUUACUUUGCUACCAUACAUACAGAUGCCUCUCUCCUGCUCGGCCAGAUUGCAAAUGACUUUGGACAGCGUGCCUUAGUGGGUAAGGUGUGUAUGGACAGGAACAAUUCUGUGAAACAUUACAAAGAGACCAUUCAAGAGUCCAAAGAGGAAACCUGUCGGUUCAUUGCAGAGCUCUUAAACAAAAAGUACCCCUUAGUGAAGCCAGUAGUGACUCCACGCUUUGCUCCAUCCUGCACAGGAGCCUUGCUGGGACAGUUGGGCGCAAUUGCUAAGAAUAACCAACUGCACAUCCAGAGUCAUAUCAGUGAAAAUGUCGAGGAAGUGAAGCUUGUAAAGGAGCUGUUUCCUGAAUCAGAGUCCUACACACAUGUCUAUCACAAAUACAACCUGCUCACUGACAAGACAGUGAUGGCCCAUGGCUGCUACCUCAGUGAUGAAGAGUUGGAUCUGUUCAGAGAGACAGGAGCCUCUUUGUCUCACUGCCCCAAUUCCAACAUUUCGUUGUGUAGUGGAGUGUUAAAUGUCCGCAACGUCCUGAACCACAAAGUGAAGCUGGGGCUGGGAACAGACGUGGCGGGGGGCUAUUCGGCCUCUAUGCUGGACGCUAUGAGGAGAGCUUUAGACUCAUCCAAAGUCUUGACCAUCCAGAGCCCAGACCACGACACGCUCACCUUUGAGGAGGUGUUCAGACUGGCCACACUGGGAGGCAGCCAAGCCUUGUCACUGGAUGACCAAACAGGGAACUUUGAAGUAGGCAAAGAUUUUGAUGCCCUGAGGGUGAAUGUAGCUGCUCCUGGUGCACCCAUCGACCUGAUCCAGUCUGAAGAACCAAAGAUUCUGUUGGAAAAGUUUUUGAAUUUGGGUGAUGAUCGUAACAUAGUGGAGGUGUUUGUGGCUGGGAGGAAGGUGGCGCCAUUCACAGAGGCAGCCGUGUAAACCCUGUAGUCUUCCACAUGCCUCCGCCGAUCUCACUGCCAAAAAUACAUGUAUAUCUGAUAGAUAAAAUAUGUGCAGCACAAGCUAUAUGGCUGGAAAUACCAUAUAGCUGUAUGAACUGGUUUACUGCUGCCACUGUAGACAAAUAACUAUUGCAAUAAAUAUUUUUGUGUUAAAUCCAGAGGUUAGAAUAGUUGACGUGCUAUUUAUGAGGUUCAGUGAGGGUCAUAGGAAGCUGUGGUCAGCUGAGUUUGAAUUCAGCUGAGUUUUUAAACAGGGAAUAGGGGACUUGAGUGCUGCUGUAAACAUUGCACAUUUUCUGUUAGUUAUUGCAGAAGGUUAGAUAGUUGCCUGUAGUUUUUGCAUACUGAAAUAUAUUCAUGCUCAUUAUGGGCUGAUCCCAUUGUCAUGCUUGUAUAGGUGGAAAAUAGAAUGGAAUCAGAAGGUUGGGAUUUACUUGAAUUGUAAUCAUAACUCAUUCAGUUUUUUCACUGUACACUCCAUUCAAAUGCAUCCAUUCAAGUGUUUAUAAUAACAAAUGUACAUGAUUAAAUUACUUGAAAUAGUUUUUUUUCCCCCUUUUCAACAGUGUAGUCUGCUUUCUUGGCGUGGAGGAACUGUGGACUCCUGAUACAAAAAUUAAAAAGUUACCAUUCCAGUUGUAGGUCUGUUCUGACCGAACCAAGAAUUUUAUCUAACAUGUAGCCAUAGUAACGUUUGUCUUACUUACUUACUUACCUCAAAAUCCACAUCCUGAUUUGACUCAGUGAAAAGUGAAAUAAACCUGGUGCCUUAUUAUUCGAAUUAGUUACUAGUUGUGUUAUACUAACCUUAGAUGUAUUCAUAAUUCAGACGGUUUUACUAAGAUGUUUGAUUUUAAGGAUCACACAAAUGAAAUAUACUUAUGUAUUUACAUUAAUGUUGUCAAACAAUCUUAUAAUUGUAAGGAAAUGAAGGGAAAUUAAAUGGACUGAUUGCUGAAUGUAUUUGUCUUGAUAAACAAAGUCAUAUUUAAGACAACUUUGCUUUUUUACUGAACUAUAGUUAAUUUUUAUCACAAAAUAUCACUUUUUGACACCAAAUUUCAU